Symsagittifera roscoffensis is the source of this 1339-nucleotide messenger RNA. Its product is annotated as phospholipid scramblase 1-like. Gene Ontology annotation, cellular component: plasma membrane. The record is from RefSeq and is a predicted model, not a curated record. Bases 274 to 1143 code for a protein of 289 amino acids. Gene Ontology annotation, biological process: plasma membrane phospholipid scrambling. The transcript is spliced from 8 exons. NCBI's taxonomy places the organism in Eukaryota, Metazoa, Xenacoelomorpha, Acoela, Convolutidae. Gene Ontology annotation, molecular function: phospholipid scramblase activity.
UACUGUUCAAUAUAACAUAGGCCAGCCGCAUAACAAAACGGCCAUUCCCGUUUUAUUCCUUCGUUAUUGUAAAGUCAUUCCUUUAAGUCUAUACACGUACGUACUAUCGGAUAUUUCCAGACCGCCAUUUUACACAUUGCGCAAAGAAAAGGCUGUUACCAACUACUAUUGGGAGAAAUAGACCAUUUUCAGCUCGACUAUAUUUUGAAAGGCGGGCGUUUUUCAUUUCGUUUUGUUACCAGUUUACCACUGACCAUUACUUAUACCACUACAAUGUCGAAGCCAGUUGAGACAGGUCAAGUUGGAUUCAUCCAGCCAGGUGGACAACAUCAAGGAGCUCAGCCGGGACAACCGCCUAACCCUCCGAACAUGAUGGGACCCGGAGGCUGGAUGGCCACUCCUCAAGCUGGGGCAUCGGGUAGUAACAUACCACCUGGAUUGGAGUAUCUGGCACAGUUGGAUCAGGUGCUCGUACAGCAAGUCGUAGAACUGCUAGAAGCUUUUACUGGAUGGGAGACUGACAACAAGUACGCGAUUAAGAAUGCGAUGGGCCAGCAGUGCUACUAUGCUCUGGAGAGCUCCGGCUGCUGUGCCAAACAGUGCUGCAAAAACAGGCGUGGCUUCGUCAUGAAGAUAGUCGACAACACGCAGAGAGAGGUGAUCAGAGCUACGAGGGAAUUCAAGUGUUGUGCGACUACGUGUUGCUGGAUGCCCUGCUGUGGAUGUCAACAGCACGAGAUUGUGGUCGAGAGUCCUCCUGGAAUCGUGAUUGGACGCAUCCACAACGAGUGUUCGGGGUGGCGUCAGACCUUCAGUGUGAAGAUGGGUGACGCGGAGGGUGGGAGUGACGAUGAGGUGUUCAAGAUUGUGGGACCCUGCUUUAUCUCCAGAGCUGUCUGCUGCAUUUGCAUGGACGUCACAUUCAACAUUAACAGUGCCUCAACUGGGGAGGAGGUGGGUGCUCUGAAGAAACAGUUCUCUGGGGCUGUGAAGGAGAUGUUCACUGAUGCCGACAACUUCAGUGUAUCCUUUCCGAAGGACUUGGAUGUUCGUGCCAAGGCACUUCUCAUGUGCUCCGUCUUCUUAAUCGACUUUCUGUUCUACGAGGAUAAUCAACAGCAGAAAGAUAGACACGAUUUGUAAUAAAAAAAUGCUCCUACUAAGGACCAAACAGCGGAUGAGUAUCAUCGAUACAGCAUGAAAGGAGAAUUAACAUUCGAUGUUUCAUAGUCCGGAGAACUCACCAAUAAUUUUGGAUCGUUUUAUAAUUCAUUUGAUGAUAAAAUUGCCAAACAUUUUGUGGUGAAAUUACAGCUUGCUAAAUUAAAGUUCAACUUUG